Molecule: messenger RNA, 1856 nt
Organism: Lolium rigidum
Lineage: Eukaryota; Viridiplantae; Streptophyta; Magnoliopsida; Poales; Poaceae
Product: protein NRT1/ PTR FAMILY 4.5-like
Exons: 5
Coding region: 1-1623 (540 amino acids)
Biological process (GO): transmembrane transport
Cellular component (GO): membrane
Molecular function (GO): transmembrane transporter activity
Source: RefSeq, a predicted model, not a curated record
AUGGAGCUUGAAGCUGGGUAUGUAGAUUGGAGAGGGAAUGCUGUGGAUGGAAACAAGCACGGUGGCAUUAAGGCAACACUCCUCUACGUUCUGGUCAUGUUACGAAGCUGUCCUAGCAGCGCAAACUUCAGUCUUGUGGCCUAUUUCCAUGGAACACUGCAUCUGGAUAUUGUGACCUCUUCAGCCGUGAUCACCUACCUGGUUGGUGCCGUGUCAUUCUUUGCUGCCCUGAUGAACUUUAUCUCCAGUGCAUAUAUCCAACGAACCACCGCUAUAUUUGUGUUCGGCCCAACUGUGGUCCUGGGUUAUAUGUUGCUAGCAUUGCAGGCACACUUGCCUUCACUACAUCCUCUGGACUGUGAGAUAAACAAAGAACCAAACAACUGUGAACCAGCUGAAGGCUGGCAGUUAACACUGCUCUACCUGAGCUUAUCAGUAUUUGCCAUUGGGGAAGGCUGCAUGCGUUCCUGCAUACCACUCCUUGGUGGAGAUCAGUACAGCAAUGAUGAUAUGAAAAAAAGCCAGCUCAAGGGUAGGUUCUUGAUUUGGCUAAAGUUUGCAAACUCCCUUGGAGCGCUCAUCGGAUUGGUAUUCUUAGUCUGGAUCGAAAACAAUUUGGGCUGGGCCACUGGCUUUAUGAUAUCUGCACUUAUUGUACUGGUAGGGCUGUUUGUGGCAGCGUGUGGACUGCCUUUCUACAGAACAGUCAGACCUAAUGGAUGUCAUGUGACUAGAAUAUUGCAGGAUGUCAUGACUUCAUCAAAGAAGAGGCAGGCUGCCAUUGCAGAUGAUAUUGAGCUGCAAGAAACCAGCACAGCAGAAUGUGUUGAUGGACAUGACAAAUCAGACAGCAGGAUCAUUCGCACCACUCAAGUUGAAGAGGAAACAAAUGGCAUCAUCCUGAUGUUUCCAAUCUUCAUCAGCUGCUUGCUCAUCUACCUGCCUUUCACGCUUCUAAUGACACUAACCAUACAAGUAGGCAGCACGAUGGACGGAAGGAUAGGAGAGAUAAAGAUUUCCUCUGCCUCUCUCAUCGCAAUCCCAACAGCAUUUCACAUGCUUAUGCGACCAUGCUACAGGCGGAUAUUGAUACCAUUGCUAAAAAGAUUCACAGGCCACACACAUGGAAUCACACCACUGCAGCGUAUAGGUGCUGGCUCUGCAUGCGGGAUAGCCGCAGCAUGUGUUGCCACAUUAGUUGAAACAAGAAGACUGACAGCCGCAGAACAACAUGGGCUAACGUCGACAGGAGCAGCUGUCCCGAUGUCCGUGUUCGGGCUGGUGAUACAAUUCUUCCUGUUAAGCAUCAUGGAUAUAGCAUCCUUCAGUGGACUGAUUGAGUUCAUAAAGAGUGAGUCAUCUCCACAAAUGGAGCUGAUAGCACCGGCAGUACAAUCCAUUCUUUCUGGAAUAGCAGCCUGGUUGGCAUGUGCCUUCAUACAACUGAUAAACAGAGUGACGAGGCAUGGGGACAACGUAAGAGGAUGGCUGGACGGAGCAGACUUCAACAGGACACGUCUCGAUCGUUUCUUCUUGUUACUGGCAGCCUUUGAGCUGGUGGCACUGAUCAACUAUGCUUUCUGGGCGAGGAGAUAUGCCAACAAGCAACAUAGUAGCGCAUAGGUGAUAGUGUAGUUCAUACUUCAUAGUGACCAAAGAAUUUGGAUGAAUUUGCUUUAGUUGGUCUACCUAUUCUAUGCAUAUUGUAACAGUGAAAUCCUAUAGUAUCCAUCAAGCAAUAGAAGCUAGAAAGCGAACAGAGUGGCAAGGCAAAGGGACAGCAGAAGAGGUUAGUUGGAUGGAAGUCGAAACAAACUUCAGGCAGCCUUUGAGCUGGUAGCCUGGAUCAACUAUGC